GCAGUCUCGCGCCGUGACGUUAGCACGAAAGAUAUAACGUAGCCUCUCGGCCGCGGCGUAGCAUUCGCGUUCGUUCGCCGUGGUUAUGUCUCGCGACGAGACCCGUGACCCAGGUGGCCGUGAUCGUGCAUUGGUUUUUUUCCCCUUGCGGUCCGGUCGUCGCUGGUCGUCGCCGUCGCCGCGGUCGUUCCUGCUCGUCGCGAGUUGAAUCCCCUCCCACGCUCGUCUCACGCUCUCUCCUCUCUCUCUCUCUCUCUGUCUCACUCGCUCGCCCGCUGAGCUAUUUUCGCACGCGCGCGUCUUCGGUUGGCGGCGGCGACGACGACGACGAGGGGCAAACCCGAGCAAACGGUGAAAUAAUGUGUCUACGUGUACGCGCGACGCGAUAACGCUCGGCCGCGAAAUAUGUCAGCGGGCGCCACGGACCCGAACGAGGCUGUCACGCGCGCGGAACACACACACGAUGGCUACCUCGUCGACGAGGUCGACCGCGUCGACCUGUCGGGCCUGCGGCUGGACGACGACGACGACGACGAUUGGUUGUACGUGCCUCCGCAAUGCUCAACCGAAUCUGCAAUCAAGGAUCUAUAUGCCUGGCUGAAGGCAGAACCGGAAUUGGAUGUUCGAAAUAACAAAAAAUGCAUCGACACGAGAACAUUCACGAGACCUAAGAAACGAUCGGCUCGAAUGAGCUUUGAAUCGAUUUUCGAAGGACUACCGCCUUCCACAAUGGAUGUACGGAAGCUGCAAGAUAUGAAUGUUGCACAUAUAGAAAAUGUGGAAAAGUAUUUACCUGCAAUAAUUGGAAAUAAGGAAUCGGUGCCACCGAUCCUGAGGCCGUCCAUCAGAGCGGCCAUGAGUAUCCUGUCCGACGAGAACUCGGUAACGUCGGGGCAGGAAAGCAUGGAGGCCUUCCUGAACAUGUCGCAGUCCAAGGGAAUAGAUUCGUUCAUAAACCUAGGCGAGCCCGAGUUCAACGAUCUGUUGAUGAACGUGUCGCAACCCUCCAUCUUGAGUGCGUCCGUUAUCGCUUCUCUAAGCGAAUCCACGUUCAUUAAAAGCGACACGAUGCUGGAGACGAGCAAGAUCACGGCACGGAGCAGCAACGACACGGAAGGAAGCUCAAACUCGGAUAACAUCAAUAAUGAAACAUUCGUGAUGCGGACCGCCGACAAUACAAUUACAUCGGACAAGUCACACUGCACAAAUAGUCUAAGCGACACCUGCAAGGAAUUUCCUCAGCCGAGCAACGGCCUGAACGAGACGUACAACGCCGGAGCUUCUAGUGGAACGUCGGCAAGAUCGAGCCUCGACAGGGGAGAGGCCGCCACUUUGUCUUCCACUUUCGUAACCGAGCCUAACGCCGACGCUACCUUCGUGCAAUUACAGAAUCAAGCGAGUAACGACGUUAAGCAGCUGAACAUCAUAUAUCUAUCCUCGACGCGAGGCGCCGAGAGACCACGUUCACCCGUGUCGAUCGCCAGCGGCACGUAUGUACCCACAAUGCGCGUGAAUAAAGCGGAUUUGAACGUAACGUGCAACGUUCUGUCGGAUGACAUCGAAUCCGUGGUGCCUCUCACGCGCGAGACACUCGCGAGCGCUCUAGACAUGUCCUUCAAGGUGCCUGUCUGCAAUCAGUCCACGCCGAUGAAUCCGAGUCUGCAGACCGCAACGUCGAAGUUCGCUGCGAGGCACUUGGAGGCACAGCCGGCUGCGCGCCCCGCGUUAAAAGCCCCCACGACGCUGAGGCGAGAGUUGCUCGCAGAGGUGCAACGAAGCGGCAAGCUGGACUCCACGUACAAUCAUAUCCCGAGCGGUCAUCUCGGCCCGAGGGGGGAUGACGCCAAGGAGAAUGUUCGCGUAGCCUGCGACGAGAAUGAGACUGACGUUUCUCCGACGAACAAGUUCCGCACGUACAGGAAGACGCCGGCGUUCACGGCGACGGCCAAUCAGGGUACGAGCCAGAACGAGACGGUUGUAAUCGCUCAAAGGGAAUUGCCAGUGGACCAACGUAAAUUUUAUACUUUCACGAAGAGGAGCAACGCCAUCGGGAGGCUACCUGACAAUACCGCCGGUGAGAACGUCGAGAGGACGCGUCCGAGCGUGAACAGCACGUUUUGCAAACCCCACCUUCCGCAAGUGCUGCAGAAGAGGAACGUGCCGACGAGGACGUUGACGAAGCUGCCGCAGUUCCUGCAGAAGUCCAAUCCGAAUCUCGCGUCGAGUUCGCUCAAGAGCGGCGUCGUGUCCGUCAGUCGCACGGGCAUAUCCAGUGUGGGCUACAUCAAGGGCUCGCAGCCGAAUCUCGUGGAGAGGUCGCCGCCGAGCAAGUUGCAUCCGUACGGCAAGGCGAAGAGCGGCUCCGAUCAACGGCUGCUCGAGGCCAACGCGAGUACGAAUAAUCAGUUCCCGAUGAAGGGCGCGAUUGCCGGCUCGACGGAGAGCAUAGAGAGCUCCCACAGCGUUCACAGCGCUCCGGACCUGGACGACAGGCUCAGUACGUGCUCCGACAGCAGUAGUCAUAAUUCGUGCACCAAACAAACGAUGAAUAUCGAUCAGUUGCAUAAACUGGUGCGAAUGCAGGAAGAGAGUUUAAAGCAUGACUCGGCGCCCAAACCGAACAGGCAAGUUCUGCAGAACACGUGGGUCGAAGCGAAAAUGGAUUUGCCCUCCCCGAUUUCGAAAAACGGCGGGGAAUACAGCGAGAUUGACAAACAUUUACCAAAUGUCGAUUUAAGUAUGAAAUGCAGCUCACCGUUAAUCAGUCCCACUGGGUCUAGUCACGCAUUAAACAACGACGGGAAUGCCGAAGGCAACGUAACAAAGACCAAGGAUGAAAUUGUAGCAGUUGAAAAAAUGGAGGAUCCGAAUCAAGUAGUGCCUAAAAUUGAGAAUAAGACUCGGUUGAGACAGCCGACCAAUUGGAGCAUCGGAAGCAAGCCUGCUGUGAUAAGCGGAAUUCCUAGGCCCGCGUCGCGUAUACCGGCUCUCAGAUUCGUUCGGCCGAACGCGAAGACCACUCAGGCCGAUUUGAGAAAAGGAUGCACAUGAAAUCCCGAACGGUAAAAGUAUGCAAGGGAAGACAGGGAUUUUUUUACAAAUGUUUAGUUUAACCACUAAUAUAGCGGUCAAAAUAACGGGGAUAUUUUCGGUUCUAUUAUAUAGUAACGAUAAAGUUUCUCAAAGCUGAUAAAAAUUCAGUAUUAUUGAGCUUCCAAGUUGGAUGAUAAAAAGGGAUUACUAUUAAUAUUUGCGUGUUGCUUGUUUGUAUUUAGUUUAUAAAAUUAGUACUGUGAAGUAUCAUCUCACACUUAUCACUCCUAUUUAAUAUUUAUAUGCAUUUUUUUUUACAAUUUGAAGCAUAAUGUCUCGCUGAUAAGGAUUGAAAAUAUUUAUACUUAUAUAAAUUUGUAAAAUAUUUCAAGAGUUUGUCUAUUGAUUGCGAAAUAUAUAUAUAAAAAGAGUGCGAUCUAUUUCGCAAAUAAGAUCGUUCAAGUCUUAAAUUUUAUCGUUGCCAAAAAAACAAGAUUUCAAGAUUGCAGAAUGUAUUGGUGUUGUUUGUAAUUUCUAUAUGACGUAAAUUGAGACUUUUUUUCGUUCGGUAUUUUAUAGGAAAAGCCGAAGAGAAAGGCUAUUUUUCGCACAAUAGUCAAUACAAACAAUGGCAAUAAGUCUAAAAUCUUUGUACAUAAGAACAAUAUAUAUAUAUAGCGUUAUAGAAAAAUUGUUCAAAUAUUUUCUAUUAAAUAAUAAAUGACAGAUCGGCCGAUAAAUUAUAAAAAAAAAAAGAAAAGAAAAGACUGCGAGUGUGAUUCACAUUAUUGCAGGCAAAAAUCAGUUUUUAUCUCAUCUCAUCUCCGUCCUGUUCGAUAGUGUCUCUGUUUUCUUAUUCAUAAAAUUACUCGUGUUUUGUCAAAUCACCUGAGACAUAUCAUCGCGCUUACAAACGAGAUACAAAGAAAUUAUAAAAGGUUGAUACAGUGAUAUAUAUAUGUAUAAGAAAAUUGUUCGACCUGUAAUUGUUCAUAUCGGGUGUUCGGUACCUGUUCAACCAUUGAAAUACUGAUAUAUUGAACAUACAAGUUCGACGCGCGUUUAAGACAAAAAAAAUAAGCGGAAACCGUAAAAUAUUCUGUGAUUUCACAUAUUGUCGUAUCGCAUGUAGAUACAUAUACAUUUUGUAUAGAAAGUUUUUUUUAUACAUUGAUAACUAAUUGAUUACUAAAAUCGAAAAAAUACGGAGUUGCACGGGCACUUCGACUUCUUUAUAGAUUCCACAUUUCUGCACAAUGAAGAAACAACAGGUAUUCGUACGAUUUGCCUCGUUGUUAAGAGAAGCUCGCUAAGUUCUAAUUUAACUUCAACAUUCUAAAGAAUUGUCAAUUACGAUUGCACAGCACAUCAUAAUGAAAGAUAUUAAAAAUGUUAUUUAUACAUUAAUAUAAAUAAUAUAAAUAACAUUUUUUUAAUAUAAGAGAGAUAUCGUAAGGUAUUCUAUCUAAUGAGUUAUUAAUCUAUAAUUAAAUUGCAGAAAUAUUUAAAAUUAAACUCUCCUAUACGUUAUAUUAAUUUAUUCUCUACAGGGGGAUAACGCAAGUUAAUUUUAAUCGCGAACCAGAAUUGAAACAAUGUGUAUGCCUAUUGUAAAUAAUAAAAUGAAUAAGUGAUCGUCGUAUCGUAAUCUUUAUUUAUGUCAAUAAGUGAUAGACCUUAAGUGCCUUUAUUGUAUUAAUCGAGAUACAAACAGCGGUUUUUUAUACACGAAAAAUACAAAAAUUAAGAGAAAUGCGCUCACUAAUCUACCACAAGUUUUACUGCCCAAAUAUAAUGCUGCAAAAUAUUUAAUGUUACCUUUACCUUUUUUUAUAUAAAUCUUGUAAUAAUAAAUAAUAUAUAUGUUAACACGUGUCCUCACCCGUUUUCUAUUCUAUUAGAAUCAAACGCGAUGCAUUCGUUUUUGUAAAAACUGUAAAUCUCUUGUUUUGUGUACCUUGUAUUUAAAAACAUUCUUCAGCAUUUAACAAAUAAAUGAUUUAAAUACAUGAUCAAAAUUAUUUCCAUUUUAAUAUGAUAAACUAAUGCAUCGUUUUAGCAAAGGUAUAUACUUUAAUAUAAUUUUCACAUUUUACAUACGUUUUUACGAAAGAAGAAUGAAUAUAACUUAUUAUACGCUACACACAAUGUACCCAAACUAUUAUCGGUACAAUAAAAGACUAGACAUAUACUCCUCAGAUUACACCGAUAAAUAAACACAAUUAUUACAAUCGAACCUUGCAAAAUGCCUUUUGCGCUGCCCGACAAAAUAUUUCCGAUUAAUUUAAUUACGUAGUAGAGAUAUAAAUAAAAAUAUUUUUUGUAAUUGUAAAUACAAACGCACGAAGUACGGACGAUACGCAUAUAAUAGUGAUAAUAAAUCCACAUCUCGCUGCACAUGAAUUAGAAUAGAUCAAUACAGGACGAAAAAAUUGAAUAUAUACUAACAAACGAUUGUGAGAAGUAGGAAUAUA
Messenger RNA from Wasmannia auropunctata (little fire ant), 5507 nucleotides. RefSeq lists its product as uncharacterized. The record is from RefSeq and is a predicted model, not a curated record. The coding region runs from base 406 to 3051 and encodes 881 amino acids. The transcript has 7 exons. NCBI's taxonomy places the organism in Eukaryota, Metazoa, Arthropoda, Insecta, Hymenoptera, Formicidae.